Protopterus annectens (West African lungfish) is the source of this 4373-nucleotide messenger RNA. Its product is annotated as beta-1,4-galactosyltransferase 3-like. The transcript is spliced from 7 exons. NCBI's taxonomy places the organism in Eukaryota, Metazoa, Chordata, Ceratodontiformes, Protopteridae. Bases 626 to 1648 code for a protein of 340 amino acids. The record is from RefSeq and is a predicted model, not a curated record. Gene Ontology annotation, biological process: carbohydrate metabolic process. Gene Ontology annotation, molecular function: glycosyltransferase activity.
CCACCUCUUCUCUUGUUAACAUAUUUUCUCUGCCUCGUUUUUUUUGGUCUCCAUUCUCAUUCACACUGCGGGUUUGUCACUGUCAGCAAAGAAGUCUGACAGCAUCUGAGAAUCCCAGGCAAACAGAAAUGCUUACGAAUUUAUGAACUUUGGAAGUUAUGAUUCUCUUUUUCCUGAAAUGUUCCAAGGUGUUUGAAGUGAACAGUCACUGGAAUGAAGCAAGUAACAUCCAAUGAUAUUUUCUUUACUGCACGAGUGUUUUAAAUGUCAAAAUAGCUACACAGAGAUGAUUACUGCACCAUCUAUAUAGAUUUACCUGCGACCAAAAAGGAUUCAAGGAAAACACUCUGUAUGUUAGCAAUCUAUACAGGAAGGCAAUUACCUGAAUGACCAGAUUCACGAAUGAGGAGUAACACACUGAGAUAGCCGAUGCAUUCUUAAAGACCUCACAUGUCAUCUCCAUGUUUGCUUUUGUCAUUAUUUGUAGUGCAGUUGAAACAGCGUUGGUCUCUGAUGUGGGACCAUUUAGUCCAAAAAUAUUCCUUGCAGAAACCAAAUGACAGUGCAUGUAUAUUUUGAGGCCUUUCUCAUUUUAAUGCAGUUUUGUAUCCUCUGAAAACAGAGAAUGGCCUUAAUGACUGAGCGGACAUUGGUGCUACUUAUCUGUGUUCAGCUGUUAGUGCUGGUACUCUUGUAUCAGGUGUCCUAUGACCAUGAAACUGCACAUUACGAGAACACAUUUUGGAAAAGUAUAGCCAUCGCUACAAAGAUAAAUAAAGCUAUAAGAGCUGUGAGUCAUUACAAGCAGAAACUCCCAGAUUGUCCUAGGACUUCACAGUUAACAGGUGGACCUCUCAAUAUAUCUUUUCCACUCUGGUUGAAUAUGAAGCAGGUAGAACAAAAACAUCUUUUAGUGAGGAGAGGUGGAAGUUAUAGCCCACCUAACUGCACAGCCACAUACAAAAUUGCAAUUAUAAUCCCACAUCGAAACCGAAUGGAGCACCUUACUUAUCUACUUUACCAUUUGCAUCCAUUUCUCCAACGGCAGCAGCUCAAGUACAGGAUAUUUGUCAUCGAACAGGCAGGCAACUACACUUUCAAUCGGGGAAAAUUGCUGAAUGUGGGAUUUAAAGAAGCAAUGAAACAUGAAAACUGGGACUGCAUCUUCUUUCACGAUGUAGACCUUAUUCCUGAGGAUGAUCGAAACACCUAUAUCUGUGACCUGUUCCCCAAACAUGCUUCCAUUGCCAUGGACAAAUUUAAAUACAGAUUGCCAUAUAAACACUUUUUUGGUGGAGUCUCAGCAUUAACUCCUGAGCAUGUUGAGAAGAUCAAUGGAUUUCCUAACAGUUACUGGGGCUGGGGAGGUGAAGACGAUGAUAUUGCUACCAGAAUUAAGCUAAAUAAAAUGUUGGUUGCUCGACCCCCUAUUCAUAUUGGACGCUAUAAAAUGAUAAGCCAUAAAAGAGACAAGGGAAACGAAAAGAAUCCAGAAAGAUUUCAGCUGCUGAAGAAUGCAACAUUAAGGUGGGAAGAAGACGGGUUGAAUAACCUAGAGUACAUACUUCUUUCAAAGAAAAAUAACCAUUUAUAUACAAAUAUCACUGUAGACAUAGGUACAAGCAAAGGCCUACAGCUUUACAGAUGAACCUUGGACUUUUCUACCAUUGGGCAAAAAGAGAAAUACUUUGAAUUGGAGUUCUAAACUAUCUUGGAGAAUAUUUGAAUUUAGGAGUAGACAAAUUAACAUUCUCUGCACUUUGGUUACUUGUUUUUUGAAGUGUACUUCCCAGCCAGAACAACUUGUGACAUUAUAGUGGAAGUUUGUAUAUGACCUUUAACAUUGAUGAAAGUCCUGGUUAUAGAUAAGACCUAAUUUACAUAUUUCAUUGAUGUGACUGAUUUGGUUAUAUCAUGAGGUAGAUUCUCGCUGGGUGCAAGCAAAGUACAAAAUUCUGACAUUAGUUGUCUUUAAAAUCACUUCAUCACUAACCACAAGGUUUUUUGUGAAAACAUUAAGACAUUAACAUCAUUUUCUUCAUGCGUUUAAGUGUCUUAAAUAGCGAAGUAGGAAAAUACUCCAGCACAAGCUCUAUCGGUCAUAAAUAGAGGAAAUUCAAAUGUUCUGCUUUGGGAUCACAACAUAAAUUAUACAUUAUCUGCAAAAAAUAUCCAUUAAGUAUACAAGCAUCUAUGUUUUACAUUGUGUUUUGUUAUAAUUUUUUACAUUAUUUGCUUCAUGUUUGCAUCGUCUUACCCUUAACUUUAUGUAUCUAGAUCAUGGGUAGAAGGAGACAGAUACAUUUGGGUAUUUUUGUUUGUUGUGUUCUAGCAGCUGUCUUACUAAUAGUUUGGUUCAAUUGCUACAAUAACAAGACCUACGUGUUGUUGUCAUCUGAUAAGUAUUAUUGGGCACAGUUUGAAUUUCUAAUAGGAUAUCCUUAUAUAUCUUUCUGAUUUCAUCAUUUGCAUAUUCUGAGGACUCUGAAAACAUUGUUAUUGACUGACAAAAAUGUUGUUUUACUUUGAUUAUAGAUGACAGUAGAAUUUGCAUCAAAUCUGAAUCAGUAACUGCCUAAUUUAAGCAGCAUUGCAGACUAUCAAACAUUCAGACAGAAAGAUAUUUAGUUUGAUUAAUUUGUUAACUGGGUAAGUGAAAUGGUCCUUCUAAGAUAUUUUCAGCUCUGAUCCAAGCUAAAAGGGCAAUGGAAAUUGAAGUAUAUAUGUAGUGACACUUUAGCUUAGCUGAUCAGCUAGCAUUUAUUUGAACGAAAUCUGAGUAAACUCACAUAGAUGCAGGGAGAAAAUGAAAAUGCCGUUGUAGGCAUUUAUUAGAGGUUAGGAGUGAACCACAGAACCUAGAGCGGUGAAGCAGAGACCUUAGCACUAAGCCACUGUAAUAGGUAGGCAGACAAGUAGAUCAAUAAAUCAAUUGACAAACAAAAAGAGCAGGCAGAAUGAUUCAUAGCUUUUAUUCUCUAUUUAUUAUUAGUAUUUAGUUAUGGAUUUCCUGAUGCUACUUUACAGCCAAUGCUUUUGCUGUGUAGCUUGAAAAUAAAAGAAAAUCAAUAACUUAAUGACUUCAGGUACUGUUUACGAAGCUUGAGAUCAUAAACUACCUACUGUUUUUACACUGGUUGGUAAUCAGAAGAUUUCAAUGAUGUGUGCUACAAACCCAAGCAGUAAAGUCUGGACGACAAGAAACCAUGUGUGGUAUAGGAAAUUCAUGACUGAAAUGGAAGACUACACUAACAGAAUUCAUCUGGACAAGAAGUAAUUGCUUUCUGGUAACAUUUCAAUAGGUUCUUUCCAUCUUCUAUUAAAAUCACAGUUUCUGGAUACAUCCGGAAAGAUGAUACAUGAGCAUAUCUGGAAAGCAAACCAGGAAUCCUAGGCACAAACUUUGUCACAUUUCUGUUCUAAUAUGAUACUCUGGUACCUUCAUGUACCUUCAAAAAUUAAAUAAAAGAGACCAGAGCUGAUGGUGCUGCAGUUAAAGAAGCUGGAUAAUAAUGUUUAUCAAGGUUUAAGACAAGACAGAAGAGAUGCAUAUGGUAAGAUCAAACUAUACAUUUUGCAAUGCUUACAUCCGAUCUCUAAAAAUACCUUAUUUGACACUACAUGGAAAUCUCUAGUCAAAAUAUUGUGCUGUUUGUUAAGCUCACAUGUAAGUCACUACUGCAUUGUGGUAUCCUCCUUUGUCUAGUUUUAUGCACAAUGGAAUGCAUCCAGAACUUUCUGUACAUAACCAUCUGUGAAUAUAGAAUUAUGCAACAGAAUAAAAUAUGGUAGAAUGUCUGAAGAACUAUGUAAAAGCUUUGCAUAUACAAACCACUGCACAGGUAGGUAAAAUCAAAGGCUACAGCUUUACAGGCAAACCUUGGCCUGUUUGGGAAGAAUAACAUAACAUAACUUCAUGAAUUAAAAUAUGCAAAUCAUCAUGACAUGCUCAUACUGAUUCACAUUAAAUAAUUCAGAAUAGUUUAGUUUACGCCUGCUUCACAUGUUUUGAAGGAUGACAUGAUUCAGCUUUGGCAUAAUGAUGUUUCAAAACAGGUUAAAAUGUUUGCAUUUUCCUAAGUUUUGACCAUUCCAGCUCAUAUUAAGAAAACCUUUUAGAUACUAUAUUGUUUUGCUUAAAGUCUUAAAUUAUUUUAUGAUAACCUCCAUGUAUGUUAGUGAUGUUACAUUGUAUAUAUAGUUACUGGCUGAGAUUGGGGGUAAUAUGUUUUAGAAUGACAACGUUAUUUGUAGGACAAAGUACCUUACAAAUUAAGCUGCAGAGUUUGCAAUGCGGUUUAAUUUGACUUUUUAUGCCUACUUGAAUAUGUAUUUGUUGUAUGACUGUACGUUGUUAAUAAUAAAGUGUUUUC